Messenger RNA from Ficedula albicollis (Collared flycatcher), 4913 nucleotides. Its product is annotated as protein IQ-DOMAIN 14-like. NCBI's taxonomy places the organism in Eukaryota, Metazoa, Chordata, Aves, Passeriformes, Muscicapidae. Bases 5 to 1543 code for a protein of 512 amino acids. The transcript has 9 exons. The record is from RefSeq and is a predicted model, not a curated record.
GCCAAUGGGGAAAGAGAGAGGGAAAAGCGGCCGGGAAAUUGGGAUAAAAAGGGAGGCUGCGUCCUCCAAAAAUGUGAGCGAUCCCAGGGGAACGCCCCAUGGUCUCUGCCUUUAUUGGAAUAACGCAGAAAGGACCCCUCUGUCUCCUUUUUGGACAUUAACCCCUGGCGUUCGCGGGUUAAUUUUCCUGACGUGCCCCGUUUGCCGUCAGAGCGCGGGGCUGACUCCCAGUGCUCCCAGUCCCGUCCCAGUGCAUCCCAGGGGAUGCCCCCGGGAGCAGGGACCAUUCGCCUGCCGGCCCCGGGAGCCGCCCCCGGCCGGAGCCUUUUCACUUUCGUUUUUGGAGGCGUUUACGGGAAAUCAGGGGGAAGCGAGGCGGGGGCAGGAGCGAUUUAAGCGGGACCGCCCGGCGCGGAGCCGCUCGUCCCCGCCGUGCCCAGCUCUGUCCCCUCACAGUCUGCGUGCCCACGGCUCAAGUCUGGCUCUUCCUCCCGAGCCCUCGGCUCCUGCUGGGACUCUGGGUGUCCCUCCCCCAGCUGUGCCACCGCUCUCGGUGCCCUGUGGCCACCUGCAGCUCAGCUCGCACCUGGCACUGCCGCUGCCCCCAGCCACCUGCACCAGAAUGAACAUUGAGGAAAACACACAGAAGACAAGAAAGAGUGACAUGGCUCUAAAUAUUGUGAAUGCAGUAACUGCAGUAGCUGCCUGUACGACUGAGAUAUUGCGGGCAAUCGACAAGAUACAGAGCGAGUGCAAGAGGAAAGAGAGGGAGAAGACCAGAAACAACCAAGAAUCCACGACCAAAAAGGACCUGGAAUCCAAGAUAAGCAGGGAAUUCCAGGACCUCGAGAAUAAAAUGGAAGCUCUGAGUAAAGAUUUCCAAAAAUGGGAGGGGUCCACACUGUAUGAUGUUGAGCUCCUCACAAAAGAGGUGGAGAAGAACCAAGGUGAGCAGGGCCCUUGGCACGCAGAGUUUCCCCCAGGAAAGAGAGAGAAGGAAAAGGCACGGGCCCUGGAAUCCAAGUUGAGGAAGAAUAUCCGGCAGCUCUCCCGAAGAGUUGGAACUCUGGAAGAAGAUGUAUGGGAUUGGCCAAUAACAAUGAAGUUUGAGCUUCAGGUUCGCAGGGCAGAGCUGGAGAAGAUCGAAGGAAUGGAUGUGGAUGAUAUAGCAUUAGCCCUGGGAAACAUGUUGCGGAAGAACAAACGGCAGCUUUCUCAAAAAAUUUGGACUCUUGAAGAUGAUAUAAAGGAAUGUAUGGAUACCACGAAGUAUGAGAUUCAGGUUUUCAGAGAAGAGCUGGAGGAGAGGAACCGAGGUCUGAAAGUAAAGGGAAAACCAUUUUCGGAUUGUGCCUUCAUGGCCAAACAGAAUUCCAGUGAGGAACAAAUGAGGAGUGAAGUUCAUGGGCUUUGGAAUUCAGCAUGGAGACGGUCGUCCAGCAGCUUUUUUUUCCUCAAAUUCAAAUAUGAUUCAAGAAUUACAGGAGAGACAGUAAUGCCUGGAGGGGCUGAUCUGGAGCUGAGGCUAGAGCUAAAGGAAUAAAGUGGGUGUUUAUGGAAAGACCUUUGAAGGAUUCACCUUGGGCAGUACACGAGCCCGGCCCUGGUUCCACCCAGGCCGAAUGCAAGAUGGAGGCCGGCCAUGAGUCUUCACGAUUUUAUAAGUGUUGAUCCUUUUACAUAUCGUGGUUAGUUUUCCAAUUACGUCUUCAUUUUAUAAAGUCCUAUCCUCUCAGCUUGCUCUCUUUAAUUCACCGUUGUUUAUGCUUUUUUUGCUUUUUUAUUAAGGCUGUAAUGGCUGUCCUUGGUUCUCAGGCUGGAAAGGGAUUGUUUUGUCUAACUGAAGAGAACUUACUAACACUUUAUAUGAAGUUCAGAAUCACACACUAAGGCAGUACAGAAUCUAAAAAAAUAUGAAAGCUAAAACUUUUAGCAUCAUAGGUGCUGUCCUGAAAGGAAAAUGCCUUUAAAAAGAAAUUAAUUUCCUCUCCACCCCUCCCCUGUGCUCCUCUUAUUGCUGCUCACGGUGUGACAUGGAGUGGAGCAUCCCUUGGGUCAGUCCAGCCCAGCUGUGCCAUCCCUGCUCCCUCAGGGAGCACUCACCCACCCCAAGCCCGUGGGUCGGAGGGGGUCGCAGACACGCUCCUUGGGUUGAGCUCUGUGGCAAGGAGAGAACACAACAUUUCCUCCCAUCAAGGACAGUGGAACAGAACAGCACAGCCCUGGAGAAGUGGAUAAAGGAUGUAGCUGAGGCAAAACGCCAGCAGGAUGCCAGCUCAGCUCUGCAAGGCUGACAAAGCAAAAAUCGUGCAGAACAAUAACUCAAAAGUGGGGGUCGAGGAGCAGCCACCUAAAAAGGACACUGGAUGUUGAAGACAAACCCCAAAGAACCAUAUAAGGACUUGUGAUGAGGGUUACAACUCUGUCAAAUAAGUUCAAAGGAAGUGGGGAUAACUGAUGAAUACAUAAUCAGUGUGUGUGAUAAAAACUCUGUUUGCCUGAUGCCCAGUGCCCACGGCUGGAUGAAGGAUGGAGUGACCACCAUGCUGUAAUAAAGAAUACCUGCUUUCAAAUACUCAAAACUGUCUUCAGAAGUUUCUAUCCAGUGGAUUUUUCAGUAUCAGUGGUGUCCCUGACUCCAUCACGCUCCUCGCACAAUUUCACAAAGGCCCCUUGGUUCCGUGAGGCCUUGGAGUCACCACGGUCUCUUGGAUCUGCACUAUCGCAACGGACAAUUGGUUACAAGAAGCCCCGCUGUGUCCCAAUGAAUAUUUGGUUCCACGGGGCCCCACAGAAUCGCAACGGCCCCUCAGUUCCACGAGGUUUUGUAUUGGUCUCCUUGGUUCCGCAGUGCGAAAAGGGCGGCCUGGUUCCGCAAGGCCCCUGGGUUCCACGAGACUCUGCAGUGUCACGAUGCCCCAGAGUUUCCACCGGCUUCUGUCCCAUCAGCCGUGUCUUUUGUUCCAGUGAGGCUCCUCAGGGUCACAAUGGCCCCUUGGUGCCAUGAGCUUCCAUAGCCUGACACGGCUCCUUGGUUCCAGGAGGUUCUGCUGUGCCACAAUGGCCCCUUGGUUCCACGAGGUUCCAAAAUGCCGCCGUGCCCUCCCGGGAUCUGCACUGUCACAGUGGUCUCCUUGGUUCCAUGGGACCCUGCUGUGUCACAAUAAACCAACCCUUGGUGCCACGAGGUUCUGCGGUGUCACAAGGGUCUCCCUGGACUGGUGAGACCCUGCAGUGUCACAAGGGUCUCCCUGGACUGGUGAGACCCUGCAGUGUCACAAGGGUCUCCCUGGACUGGUGAGACCCUGCAGUGUCACAAGGGUCUCCCUGGACUGGUGAGACCCUGCAGUGUCACAAGGGUCUCCCUGGACUGGUGAGACCCUGCAGUGUCACAAGGGUCUCCCUGGACUGGUGAGACCCUGCAGUGUCACAAGGGUCUCCCUGGACUGGUGAGACCCUGCAGUGUCACAAGGGUCUCCCUGGACUGGUGAGACCCUGCAGUGUCACAAGGGUCUCCCUGGACUGGUGAGACCCUGCAGUGUCACAAGGGUCUCCCUGGACUGGUGAGACCCUGCAGUGUCACAAGGGUCUCCCUGGACUGGUGAGACCCUGCAGUGUCACAAGGGUCUCCCUGGACUGGUGAGACCCUGCAGUGUCACAAGGGUCUCCCUGGACUGGUGAGACCCUGCAGUGUCACAAGGGUCUCCCUGGACUGGUGAGACCCUGCAGUGUCACAAGGGUCUCCCUGGACUGGUGAGACCCUGCAGUGUCACAAGGGUCUCCCUGGACUGGUGAGACCCUGCAGUGUCACAAGGGUCUCCCUGGACUGGUGAGACCCUGCAGUGUCACAAGGGUCUCCCUGGACUGGUGAGACCCUGCAGUGUCACAAGGGUCUCCCUGGACUGGUGAGACCCUGCAGUGUCACAAGGGUCUCCCUGGACUGGUGAGACCCUGCAGUGUCACAAGGGUCUCCCUGGACUGGUGAGACCCUGCAGUGUCACAAGGGUCUCCCUGGACUGGUGAGACCCUGCAGUGUCACAAGGGUCUCCCUGGACUGGUGAGACCCUGCAGUGUCACAAGGGUCUCCCUGGACUGGUGAGACCCUGCAGUGUCACAAGGGUCUCCCUGGACUGGUGAGACCCUGCAGUGUCACAAGGGUCUCCCUGGACUGGUGAGACCCUGCAGUGUCACAAGGGUCUCCCUGGACUGGUGAGACCCUGCAGUGUCACAAGGGUCUCCCUGGACUGGUGAGACCCUGCAGUGUCACAAGGGUCUCCCUGGACUGGUGAGACCCUGCAGUGUCACAAGGGUCUCCCUGGACUGGUGAGACCCUGCAGUGUCACAAGGGUCUCCCUGGACUGGUGAGACCCUGCAGUGUCACAAGGGUCUCCCUGGACUGGUGAGACCCUGCAGUGUCACAAGGGUCUCCCUGGACUGGUGAGACCCUGCAGUGUCACAAGGGUCUCCCUGGACUGGUGAGACCCUGCAGUGUCACAAGGGUCUCCCUGGACUGGUGAGACCCUGCAGUGUCACAAGGGUCUCCCUGGACUGGUGAGACCCUGCAGUGUCACAAGGGUCUCCCUGGACUGGUGAGACCCUGCAGUGUCACAAGGGUCUCCCUGGACUGGUGAGACCCUGCAGUGUCACAAGGGUCUCCCUGGACUGGUGAGACCCUGCAGUGUCACAAGGGUCUCCCUGGACUGGUGAGACCCUGCAGUGUCACAAGGGUCUCCCUGGACUGGUGAGACCCUGCAGUGUCACAAGGGUCUCCCUGGACUGGUGAGACCCUGCAGUGUCACAAGGGUCUCCCUGGACUGGUGAGACCCUGCAGUGUCACAAGGGUCUCCCUGGACUGGUGGGACCCUGCAGUGUCACAAGGGUCUCCUUGGCUCCAUGAGGAUACAAAAGCUUUG